This is a messenger RNA of Colletotrichum tamarilloi, 3567 nucleotides long. RefSeq lists its product as uncharacterized. The transcript is spliced from 3 exons. Gene Ontology annotation, cellular component: cytoplasm. NCBI's taxonomy places the organism in Eukaryota, Fungi, Ascomycota, Sordariomycetes, Glomerellales, Glomerellaceae. Gene Ontology annotation, molecular function: ATP binding; protein serine/threonine kinase activity. Gene Ontology annotation, biological process: intracellular signal transduction; protein phosphorylation. The record is from RefSeq and is a predicted model, not a curated record. The annotation marks the transcript as partial.
GACCGCCGCCCAGUCGAACUCUAUUUCCUUGCGCGCUUGCGUUUCCACUGUCGCAAAAGCAUAUCCUCGGCCGCUUUGCAGCCUGCCCAUCACACAACAGCUUUGGCAUCACCGCCUUUGGUCGCAGCCUCACCGAGCAGCCGGCAGUACACGUCGAACCACUCUUCCCCAUCUCGCGAGGCGUACAAUGCCAAUUUGCAACACAACUUUGCCUCUCCUGCAUCGUCACAACGCCCUCCGAGCCGACCGAGCGGAAACGGCGCGUCUGUAAACACUCAGGACCCAACUUCGCCCAUGACGUCCCGAGUUGUCCCCGCCAGCCCCGUCGCCGUCGCGCCCUCUUCCCCAGACUACCAAUCCUCAUCCUCCGAACAACGAAGAAACAUGCCCCCAGUCGCCCCCCCUCGAACGUCCUCGACGAAUUAUUCGGGCGCUACUACCACUACGACCACCACGAAAAGACGCGAUCACGCUGCCGAGAAGGCGGCAUCGUCACCGCGACGCGGUCAAGCAGACGGAACGAAUGGUAAUGUCGAUUAUACCUACUCGGAUGACGGUUCUGCUUCACGCAGCAGAAGAUCGCAUCAACAAAUGCCUCCUGAUUCUCCCCAUCGAUCUAGCGGCAACCGACCUGGGAGUCAGCCGACGGUGAUUCCCGUACGAUCACAUGCACCUCAGACAACAGCAUCACCAAAGCAGCCCACGCGCGAAGCAAGCGAGGUUCUCAAUCGAAUGGUGGUCUCCCAGCCCGAAGUAGACAUCGCUCGCGAGAAGGAACGACUAGCAGAAGCUCAGUCUACCCGCAUAGGAUCAUCACAUGAUGACGCCGCACCUCCCCCGAUCGGUAUGUCCGAGCAUGAUGACGGCAGACGUGGAGGCAGAAGCCGUCAUGAUCAUUCCGGGAAACGUGAGAAGGUAGUUAGGUUUGGCGACUACGUUCUUGGAAAUACCAUCGGUGAGGGCGAGUUUGGAAAAGUAAAGCUUGGCUGGAAGAACGAUAACAAUGUGCAAGUCGCUAUCAAGUUGAUCAAGCGGGAUAGUGUCGGCAACAACCCUUCCAGAUUGGCCAAGAUCUAUCGCGAAAUUGCGAUUCUACGGGGCAUUUCUCACCCUAACAUCGUUCGCCUUCACGAGAUGGUCGAAACCGAGAGGCACAUUGGUAUCAUUCUCGAAUACGCCUCUGGUGGUGAGCUGUUCGACUACAUCCUGAACCAUCGCUAUCUGAAGGACAAUGCCGCGCGUAGGCUGUUCGCCCAACUAGUGUCUGGUGUUGGUUAUUUGCACAAGAAGGGCAUUGUUCACAGAGAUCUCAAGCUGGAGAACUUGCUUUUGGACCGGAACCGCAACAUCAUUAUCACCGAUUUUGGUUUCGCCAACACCUUCGAUGCCGAGGAAGAGCUUUCCGAAGAGGAGGAACUCAACCUUAGCGACCGUGACUUUGUCAAGAAAUUGGGACUGGAUAGAGUCAAGACCAAUGGCACAAGGAAGGGCGAUCUGAUGCAGACCAGUUGCGGCAGUCCCUGCUAUGCUGCGCCAGAGCUUGUUGUGAGCGAUUCUCUAUAUACUGGCCGCAAGGUCGAUGUAUGGAGUUGCGGUGUAAUCUUGUACGCGAUGUUGGCUGGCUACCUUCCCUUCGACGACGAUCCAGCGAACCCCGAAGGUGACAACAUCAACUUACUGUACAAGUACAUUGUCAACACGCCUCUGACCUUCCCCGAAUACGUCACUCCUCAUGCUCGCGACCUCCUCAGGCGAAUCCUUGUUCCCAACCCCCGGAAAAGAGCAGACCUGUUCGAGGUGGCUCGGCACAGCUGGUUGAGCGAGUACGCUCAUGUCGUGGAGUUCAUUACUAGUAGCACCACCACACCCAACCAGAUUCAGAACACGACGGUGCCCUCCGAAGACGACGACUUCGCUGAGGCAUCUGGCAUAGGACGAAGCGCCUCGGUUCGCGAGUCCUCCAAGACGAAAGCCAACACCCCGACAUCGGUGGGAGGUCUCGCCAGCAAACACGCCAAGAUCGACGCCGAUGCCGAGGCAGCAGCUAUAGCUAAGGCGCACAAAGAUAACAAACGUCGCACGGUGCAGGUCGAGUACGUGGCGCCGACGACACAGACACAAAGAGGGGAGGCUGCUGCUGCAGCAGGAAGCAAGUCGAGAGCGCGUUCGAGCAGCCAAGGUCCAGUAGAGGUUGCGGAGAACCAAAACUCGCAGGAGAAACCCCUUCCUAGAGAUCCCCCUGUCUCGAGAGAUUCAUACAGAGCCAGUCGACAAGGCACGCGCCCUCCUAGUGCCCACCGCAAUACUGCAGCCGCACCCUCAAGACCGACUCGCGACACUCGUACGACCUCUGAUAACACCUUCACACCUUCAGGACCAGCUGCACAGGCUUCUGGAAGACCUCAAACUGGCGGCUCAAUGGCAUCAGGCUCAAUGGGACUGGGAGCUGGAGCUCGUGGAUCGUACGGCCAACCAAUCCCCCCGGCCGUCGCAGGUACUAAUGCUCAUGGAAGGAUUCAACAACCCACUACCCAGGAUUCCCAGGCUAUGGGACGACCCAGCGUCAGCGUGCCGCCAAAGUUUGCCAAGGUUGCCGGGUUUGCCCCAGAACAACAAGCCGCCCAGAGCCAGACGCCUCCUCAGUCAAGCGAUGGCAGAGGUCAUGGUCACAAGCGUUCUAACACCAUCGGCUCCCUACUGGGUCGGAACGGGUCGAUCUUUGGGGGUAAGAACCGCAAGAGACCCGAAUCUCAGAUCGCAGACAAGAGCCGGAAGUACCCUCCAGUCAGCAUGCCUAAUAACAUGCCUGCUGAUGGUCAGCCCCGCCCUUCGAUAGACUCGAGAGCCUCACGGCGAUCCUUCUCUUUGGGUCUCGGAAAGAAACGCAGCGGUAGCAUCGCUGGGUCCCAGACCUCCCACGAGAAGCAGAAUAGGCGAUUCUCGUUGAUCCCGCAAUCAUUCUCGCUGAAGGCUAUUGGCAUUGGCAGAGACUACGAUCGUCCGCCGUCUGAGCCACAGUCUCAGCCCGACCUUCCCAUCCAAGAUCCCCCUGAAGUUGACGAGCAUGGAAGAUACGUCGACUCACGGGGACAAUCUCGAGGUUAUGAUGGUGGAUAUGACCAGGGGUACCGACAGCCGCCAGGCUCUAGCUCUGCUCCCCAGUUGUCACGUCAAGAGUGGCAAGAUCAACAGCAGCAGCAAGGCUACCAGCAGCAACAGCAGCAACAACAACAGCACGUGGGCCCAAUUGGCCAGCCUAGUGCAGUGCCCGCCUACAUGCAGCAGGGUACUGGCCUAAACACUGGGUCGGAGUCCUCAUUCGAGAAUGCUCAGAACCGAAGACACACUGGUGCUCCAUACAAUGCCAGCGGAUACUCUGAGUCUGAGGGUUAUGACGGACAGCAGUUCGGCUCGUCCCGCGGUAAUGGCCGGUCUGGCGUGCUACAGAAGAAUAAGAGAUUCGAAAGCGCAGAGUACGGUGGCCAUCAAGGCAGCAGCGGAGCCGCCAAGAGAGUUAUGGACUUUUUCCGCAGGCGCGGCAAAGCGAGAGGUGGCGACGACAGGUAG